Messenger RNA from Cotesia congregata, 2024 nucleotides. The record is from the annotation of a GenBank genome assembly. Lineage: Eukaryota; Metazoa; Arthropoda; Insecta; Hymenoptera; Braconidae.
GAUUAACAGCUAUGGAAGUAGAAGAAUUGAAAGCGAUUUUAGAAUCUAAAGGCGGUAGCAUAAUGGAAGAAGAAGAAAUAAUUUACGAGGGCGAGGAAUCAGCUGUUGAAGAAAUCCAAGGUGAAGAUAUUGUAGAAAUAAUUGAAGAGAUUGAAGUUGUUGAACCUGAAGAGGAGGAGGAGGAAGAGGAAGUAGUCGAGGAGGAGCAGCCACAAGCUGUCUCGGUUACUGAGAGUAUUCAUGAUGACUCCUCGCAGAGUCAGGACAAAGUUAAUCAGACGACUGACAGUAGAUCUGCCGAUGAUAAUCAGAAUAAUUACUCUCAACAAAUAGUUACUUAUGACGCUGAUGAAGAUUGGACGCUUGAAGAGAGCGACCCGUUGGAAUUGAAGUCCAAUCAUUCAGCUAAAAACAAAGAAAAUUCUGACAAAGUUACUGUUAAUGGUAAUAAAGUCGUGAAUGCCAAAAGUGAAAAUGUUUAUCGGACUGUUAAGUACUCUAGUUCGGAGUAUGAGGAGGCUACAAUUAUUAGGGCUGAUGAAGAUCAUCAUGAAAUUGUUAAAAAUACUGAGAAUGACUUGGUUUAUACUGUACUGAGUGGAAAAAAAUCGGAUAAGUCUAAACAAGAAGAUCCUCGUUAUAUUAAAAUGGAAAGGUUGGAUGAAAAUAUUGCUGAAGAUGGAACAAUUUAUUAUGAAGACGGUGAAAUGGGAACUUUGUAUAUGACUGCGGCUGUUAAUGAUGGUGAACAAUAUCAAUAUGAAGAACAGGCUUUGGAGCAAGAUGACCAGGAACAAGGAGAACAGCAAGAACAAUGGGAUGGAACUAAUGAUGUUAUGGAAGAACAAGGAGAUGAAAAUCAGGACCAAAUAUAUCUUCAUGAGGAUGAAGAUGGCCAGCUUUAUUUCAAGGAUGAAAACGGAAUAAUGCAGCCAGUUUAUUUGACUGAAGACGGGAAUUAUGCUAUCGCAGAUACGUCUGAGGAUCCUCAAGAUAAUCAAGAGUUGAAACUUCAACAAAAAUCUGAUGAAUCAAUUUUGGGUGUUCAGGAAUUGGACACUAAUUCAUUGAGACAGGGAUCAUCGACAUCCAGCCCAACAAAUAAUGACGUUGACAACGAAGACAAUACCGUGACCAUAUCUUUAAUAAUAUCAGAAGAUGAAAACGGGCUGAAAAGAACUCAAGUUAUUAUUCCAACGCCAGAUGCAUUAAAGUGUGAAAUUUGUCAAAAGAGUUUUAAGACUCAAUUCCAAUUACUCCGUCACAACAGGUUAAAGCACGCUCGUGAGGAAGAUAUCACGACUCGUAAUUUCCCUUGCGACUUGUGCCCAAAAAGAUUUCCCGAUCAAAAUUCAUUAGCUAAGCAUCGUAAGACUCAUACAGGUGAUCGGCCAUUCCAGUGCUUGGAGUGUCAAGAUACAUUCCCAACUGCUCCAGCGUUACGUCGUCACAUGAGCUCUCACAAUCCAGAAUCAAAACCAUUGCCUUGUAUCUAUUGUGGUCGUCGUUUUCUCGACAAGCCAGCUCUUGAAAAACACGAAAAAUCUCACCUGGCUGCUGAGCAGCAGCGUGGUCAUGUCUGUGACAUCUGUAAUAAAACUUUCAUGACUCCAACUGAUUUAAUGGUUCACAAGAAAAAUCACGAUCCAGAUAAGAAAUUUGAUUGCGAAGUUUGUGGUCGAGAAUUCAAUCGACUUAAUAAUUUGCAGCGUCACAUGAUGGUUCAUCAACAACAGGUACGUGAAAAAGCUCCGCAACAGGGACAGAGUCAAGAAAUUUUAUCGUGUGACGUUUGUGGUAUAACUUAUAAAUUUAUGAGUUCACUGACCCGGCAUAUGGUGACAUCACACAUGAACCCAGAGAAAUUGCGACAACAAGCUGAAGAGCAACGACGAAAACGUGAAAAUAAUUACAAGCGUUAUCUGGAAAACCGUAAAAUGUACGAAACUCAGCAUGGUACUGGGUACGGAAAACGCAGUUACAGAAGUGCUAUGAGUAGUGAUCCUGAUGAUGAUUUCGCUUGA